UGUUUUUCUUUUCUCCAACUCCAACAAUAUUCGUAUUUUAUUUUUUACAAACUCAAAUUACUAUAUUUGUUCAACGAGACAUAAAAAAUUCAGCGUAGAUUGAUUUUGCACUCAUAGUGAUAAGAGUAACAAGUGCUUUCUACAUUAGAUUCAAUCUCGAAAUUUCGAUAAACCCUAAUUCAUACAUCGCAAGUAGCUUCAAUUGGCAACUAAGUUCAAUGAGGAUUCUACGAUUGGGAUUGUUGCUUGCUUUAGCAUCUGGAUUUGCAGCCAUUUGCAUUUACAUCACUGGACUCUCCGAACCUUCUGUAUGUAUGUAUAUCUCAGUUAUCACCUCACUGAUGAAGAAGCCGAAUCGUUGCUUUCGCUUCACAAUUCUUUCCAGAAAUGUGUGAGUGCAAAUGGACUUGGUCUGAAAGCAGCUAGUAGCAGUGAUUACUGUCAAACCACAAUAAGUUUUCCCAGUGACACCAUCCCCAAAUGGAAAGAUCCCAAAACCGGUGAACUUGAAGCUCUAUCUUUUGAUUUUAAUCUAUGUGAAGCUGUGGCCACAUGGGAACAGGUGCGGAACAGCACCACUAUACUCACCAAGGAAUUCAUUGAUUCUUUACCAAAUGGGUGGGAGGAGUAUGCUUGGCGUAGGAUCAAUAAAGGAAUACAGCUCAACCGCUGCGAGAACAGGACCUUGUGCAUGGAGAAACUUUCACUGGUGCUCCCCGAAACAUCACCAUACUUCCCUAGACAGUAUGGGCGCUGUGCUGUUAUUGGUAAUUCGGGAGACCUCUUGAAAACAAGAUUUGGAAAGGAGAUAGAUGGUUAUGAUGUGGUCUUAAGAGAAAAUGGUGCUCCAACACAGAACUACACUGAAUACGUGGGUAGGAAAAGCACAUUUCGUCUUCUAAAUCGAGGAUCUGCCAAAGCCCUGGAUAAAGUUGUUGAAUUAGAUGAGCAAAGAAAAGAAGUCUUGAUAGUAAAAACAACCAUUCAUGACAUCAUGAACAAAAUGAUCAAGGAACUACCUAUAAGAAACCCUGUAUAUCUCAUGCUAGGUGCUUCCUUUGGUUCAGCUGCAAAAGGAACCGGGCUUAAGGCUCUUGAAUUUGCCCUCUCCAUGUGUGAUUCAGUGGAUAUGUAUGGCUUCACUGUGGAUCCUGGCUAUAAAGAAUGGACAAGAUAUUUCUCUGAAUCUCGUCAAGGCCAUACGCCGUUGCAUGGCAGAGCUUAUUACCAGAUGAUGGAGUGCUUGGGACUGAUCAAAAUCCAUUCUCCCAUGAGAGCUGAUCCAAACCGUGUGGUAAAAUGGGUUCCAAGCCCCCAUAUUAUAAGGGCGGCUAGGAUUGCAUCAGAGAAAUUACUGAGGAGAGUUGGAGCAGGAUCUGAAGAUCCAUUGCGUGCAUGUUCCGUAGUUAAGAAGCAAGCUAAAAGAAAUAUAAAUGCAGUUUCAAAACUCCGAAAGGCAGCACUUGAUCAUAUGAGGUAUGUGAAGAGCACAACCAUGUAUCCUCUGGAGCAUAGUCCCGGACAUGGGUUGCUUUGCACUGUGCCAAGUGCCAAAUGAUUGAACCGUACUGAAAUCUUAUGUGAUCAAUUUCUUCUGUCGGGAAACAUCUGGCCGGGCCUACCAUUCAAAAUCUUCUGUUAAUUUUCUUGCAAAACAGAUGUCAUCAGCUUGAUAAAAUGGCAAUGGAGCUUCAUACUUGGGGUUUGGAGGCAAAUCUGCAAUUUUUUAAAAAUCUUUCUCAUUCUUUUUUUGUUUGAAAAUUACAAAUACUGAGUUUUGGUUGAGGACAAGAUGAUAGAACAACUAGGAUACAAUUUUUAUGUGCUGCUUAGUUGAACCAUAACAAGUUGAGCUGUAACGUUUUUUUUUUCCUUCAUAAAUAUAAUAUAAUUGGAAUAAUAACUGUACACCCAUACUAUAAACACGUUUACUUACAUUUAGGCAUAUAA
Molecule: messenger RNA, 1950 nt
Organism: Medicago truncatula (barrel medic)
Lineage: Eukaryota; Viridiplantae; Streptophyta; Magnoliopsida; Fabales; Fabaceae
Product: sialyltransferase-like protein 2
Exons: 12
Coding region: 311-1558 (415 amino acids)
Molecular function (GO): sialyltransferase activity
Source: RefSeq, a predicted model, not a curated record